ACACAAAUCAACCAGGUCUUUUGGGACUCAGAGCAGCUCAGGAACUCGGGUUGAUAAAAGUCGUGGGAAAUACCAGAGUAGACUCAACGACCAAGAAACCACCAGCACAUCUCAAAGAAGAAGUAAUCAAGAAACAUGCGAAAAUCUUCACUGGUUUGGGUCGUUUAGAGAGAGAAUACCACAUCGAAGUUGAUCCAACACCGGUCAUUAAUCCUUCUCGAACUAUUCCAGCUACUCUUCGCAGUAGAGUGAAAGAGGAACUUGAUGAUAUGGAAAGGAAAAACGUAAUUCGUAACGUGGAAGAGCCAACUGAUUGGGUCAGUUCUAUGGUUGUGGUGGAGAAACCUAACGGAAAACUUCGUAUUUGUUUAGAGCCAAAACAUCUAAACAAAGCAAUGAAACGUGAACAUUUUCAAUUACCGACAAUUGAAGAUAUGACAACACGUAUGGCCAAUGCCAGGUAGUUCUCCAAGCUAGACGCCAAUCAUCGAUACUGGCAAAUACCCUUGGACGAAGACAGUCAACUCCUUACCACUUUCAACACUCCUUUUGGCAGAUAUUGCUACACUUGCACUCCAUUUGGUAUCACCUCAGCACAAGAAGUUUUUCGGAAAAGGAUAUUGACGACAUCCUUAUUCACGGGACGACAGACGAAGAGCAUGAUCGACGCCUCGAAUCAGUCUUAGAAAGAUGUGAGAAGAUCAAUCUAACCUUAAACAAAGAGAGAUGUGAAUUCAAAUCCAGAGAAAUCACAUUUGUCGGACACAAACUGACAGAAAAUAGCGUUAAACCCGAUGAAGCGAAAGUUAAAGCUAUUAAUGAAAUGGAAGAACCAACAGACAAGAAAGGUGUGGAGAGACUGCUUGGAACUGUGAACUAUUUAGGAAAAUUCAUUCCAAAUUUAGCAACCCUUACCAAACCAGUCAGAUCGUUGUUGAAGAAAGAGAUCGAAUUCCAGUGGUCUUUCGAGCAACAGAAAGCAUUUCAGGAUAUUAAGGACACUCACCAAAGAUGAAGGUCCAGUAUUAAAGUUUUUUGAUGUAUCGAAGCCCGUCACCAUUAGCUGUGAUGCGUCACCUACAGGUUUGGGGGCAGUUUUGUUGCAGGAUGGCUACACAGUGGCGUACGCGUCAAGGUCGUUGACAGAAACCGAAUCAAGGUACGCCCAAAUAGAAAAAGAACUUCUGGCUGUGCAAUUCAGUCUUGAUCGAUUUCAUCAAUAUGUAUACGGAAAGGAAGUUAUUGUCGAGUCAGAUCAUAAACCUCUGGAGAUGAUAGCAAAGAAAUCGCUGGCAUUAGCACCUCCUCAUUUGCAGAGAUUACUCCUGAGAAUACAGAAGUACAACUACACUAUCGUCUACAAAUCAGCUAAAGAAAUGACAUUGCCAGAUAUGUUGUCAAGAGCUCCAUUACCCGAAACUGACGAGGAAAUGGAAAAAGAGAUUAAUUGCACGUACAUCUCGUAAGUUCAACCCUACCAGCUUCAGAAUUCAAAUUACAAGAAAUUAGAGAAGCAAGAAAGAGCGACGAAGGACUAAGAACAUUAUUGAAUAUUGUUCAGGACGCAGUCCUACCCAAUUGGAACAUUCGCGAUGAAUUGGAAUCAUCUUGAAAGGCGACCGUAUUGUCGUACCAUUAGCAAUGAGAAAGGCAAUGCUACAAAGAAUACAUCAUGGUCACAUGGGGAUCGAGAAAUCGAAGCGAAGAGGAUUUGCUACAAUUUUAUUGUAGUAUAAUUAAAUCAACUCUGGAAUAUGGAGAUGUGUUGUG
This is a messenger RNA of Paramuricea clavata, 1770 nucleotides long. NCBI's taxonomy places the organism in Eukaryota, Metazoa, Cnidaria, Anthozoa, Malacalcyonacea, Plexauridae. The record is from the annotation of a GenBank genome assembly.